CUAAGAAGAUCUAGGAUCUAGAAACCUAAAUCUAUAUUUAGUUGACAGAAAACCUAAGAGGAGGGGAAAUUUUCUCAAUAUAAGUUAAGACAGGUGACAAUGCCACUUCCCCACAGUCCGACCUUAGAAGGAUUUGGGUGUGGUGGUGCUAGUGGAUUUGUCAGUCACAAGAGAAAACUAGAGAGUUGUGCAGACCUGGCUCCUUUAGCUGACUACAAGGGUCAGGGCAAAGUAACCUUGUGUAAAAGGAAAUGUAUCUGGCCACCUCUGGCCUCCCAAUGUGUCCAGACACCAGAAGCAGAGGACAUGUUGCCUGGUUGUUUAAAAGAUAUCCCAUCCUCACCCUCAUCAUCACCCAUGUCACUCCCAGCUCCCCUCCCACGAAACAUGGCCAGCAACAAUUUAGCCCAACAUUUUUUGUCUCGCAUCCAGCAGCGUCUAGAACCUGAGACAAACAACAACACACCUACUGGCCGCCUGGAACAGUGUGAAGACAUGGAGGAAGACACGAUGGAUCUAGACAACUGUGACAGCAAUGGCUUCACAAGCUGCUAUGAAAACAAUAAUGACCUUGACCCAGCCAGCCUCUCUAUGGAUUCUGAUUUUGUUCCUGAUGCCUCACAGUAUGCUCGCAUCUCCUCCCCACAGAACAUCACCCACACGGAAGCUGACCAGAGGUGUACCCACACAGAAGCUGACCAGAGGUGUGGAUAUUUUUCCUGCAGUGGUCUAAAGCCUAGCCCAGUCUCAGGACGACUACACUGUCACUGCUCAGCUUCAUGGAGGGGAAUGUAUGGCAUAGACAAUGGCUACAUCACUGACUACUAUUGAGGGUAACUGCAACACACAGGGUAGCCGCAACACACAGGGUAGCCGCAACACACAGGGUAGCCGCAAAGUCUGGUUUGUUGGCACCUAACAAGGAUUUUCUGUGCUGCAUAGAUCUGAUGA
Messenger RNA from Physella acuta, 951 nucleotides. RefSeq lists its product as uncharacterized. Lineage: Eukaryota; Metazoa; Mollusca; Gastropoda; Physidae. The record is from RefSeq and is a predicted model, not a curated record.